AUGCUCUUCUCAUCAGCUAUUGCCCGGCCUCUGCAGCUAGCUACUCGCACCUUGCAAUGGAUUAGUGCUGUCAUCGUCAUGGGCUUGACCUCAUGGUUCAUUAGCCACGGUCGUCCUCAUGGCACUCACAUGCUCUACCAGGAGUCUAUUGCCGUUAUUUCCGUCGUCUUCUUCAUCCCCGCUUUCAUUUCCCCAUUCCUCCCCUCCGCCCUGAGCAAGUUUGUGCUCCUAAUCGACGUGGUCUUCUCUUAUCUCUGGUUGACUGCAUUCAUCUUCUCCGCUCAAGACUACAGCUCAGAGUGGUGUUACGCCACCGCUCCAUUUGGUGUAGGCUGUCGAUACAAGAAGGCCAAUGAGUCGUUCAUCUUCCUCGCAUUCGUUUUCACCUUCUUCGGAAUGUUCCUUGAAGUCGCUGCCCUCUGGGCCUACCGCAGAGAAGCCAACCCCAACGCUCGCGUUACUGCCGCCGAGGAAAAGAUGGAGACUGGUACCCGUAUGCCUCUCGAUGCCCCUGCUGGCCCCAUGUCCGGCACUGGUCCUGCUCCCGGUGUUGCUACGACCACUCCUGCCGGCGCUAUCUAA
Molecule: messenger RNA, 582 nt
Organism: Penicillium nucicola
Lineage: Eukaryota; Fungi; Ascomycota; Eurotiomycetes; Eurotiales; Aspergillaceae
Product: MARVEL domain-containing protein
Exons: 4
Coding region: 1-582 (193 amino acids)
Cellular component (GO): membrane
Source: RefSeq, a predicted model, not a curated record